UUGGUGGCUCCUAAAAGAGCCGUUUGUUUUGGCGGAAAACCCACUAAAGUGAGUUUACUUGCUGCUGGUGUACUUGGUCACAGCCUUAGUUCCUUCACUCACGGCGUGUUUAGCCAGUUCACCGGGCAAAAGCAGCCUGAUGGCGGUCUGGAUCUCGCGAGAGCUGAUGGUCGACUUCUUGUUGUAAUGGGCAAGGCGGGAAGCUUCGGUGGCGAUGCGCUCGAAGAUGUCGUUGACGAACGAGUUCAUGAUGCCCAUGGCUUUGCUGGAGAUACCAGUGUCAGGGUGAACUUGCUUCAACACCUUGUAGAUGUAGAUAGCAUAGCUUUCCCUUCUCUUUCCUCUCCUCUUCUUCUUUCCAUCAGCAAUGGCUUUAGCCUUUCCGGCUUUCUUCUCGCCUUUCUUUCCUGCAACUUUAGCUGGCAUCUUGAUAAAUCACAAAGAUGAAUAGAUGAGCAGCGCAACUCGUCUUGUAUUUAUAACAGAAACGUAAGAGGAUCUAUUAUCAUACGGAUCGAAAUUCUCGAUAAAUGAUUGGCUCAUUGCUUUGCUAACAUUGGGGUCAAUUAGCAAAGCAUUCUUUCUUUAUUUAGGGAUUAAGCUCAUUGAAAACUAACAACCGAUUGGUGCUUUUCGAUCCUAUCUGCAUGAUAAACGAACUAUAAAUACAAGAGUUGGAGGUCAAAAAUACUAUUGAUCCGUUGAAUCUUGUAUGUAACAUCAUGUCUGGUCGCGGUAAAGGUAAAGCUAAGGGCACCAAGUCCAAGAGCCGCUCAUCACGAGCAGGGCUACAAUUCCCUGUAGGUCGAAUCCACCGUCUUCUCCGCAAAGGCAAUUAUGCUGAGCGAGUUGGCGCCGGUGCUCCGGUGUACUUGGCUGCGGUGCUUGAAUAUUUGAGCGCUGAGAUCCUCGAGUUGGCGGGCAACGCUGCUCGUGACAACAAGAAGACAAGAAUCAUUCCCCGUCACCUUCAGCUGGCUGUGCGUAAUGACGAAGAGUUAAACAAACUGCUGGCCGGUGUCACUAUUGCCCAGGGAGGCGUUCUUCCUAACAUUCAGGCUGUGCUUCUACCCAAGAAGACCGAGAAGAAAGCCAAGGCUUAAAUCGGCUAUAAUUCACUAAAACGGCUCCUUUAGGAGCCACCAAGUACGACAAAAGUCUUGACCAAUGAGCGAAAUAACACACAAGUACCAACUAAAUAUUAACCUAUUUUAAUAAGCAAUAAUAAGACUCUCCAGCGUAGUGCAAAAAAUUCCUUUUUCUGAGAUGUUCCCAAGAUCUGAAUUUGAGAUUUUUCCUUCAAGCUACACCAUUGUUAUCAGUUUGAUUUGCCCCUCUGGGUAAGCUCACGAUAUCAGUGAACGUUGCAGUAAUUUGCGCCAAAACUCGGUCUAAGAUAACUCAAUUCCCAUAGACAAUUCAAUUCUCGUUGACCUCCUAUAUGCGAACACCUUUUUUUCUAUGCUAUAUUGCUCCUGAGAUCUGUGCGCUAAUAAGGCGCAGAGUUAAAACCGAAGUAUGUGAAGAUUAUUUGAUCGCAUGAGGAAUUAAAUCCUUUUUUUUCAUGAAAGUUAUUUCAUCAGCGUGAAAUACAGUGUUUAGUCAGCUUUUAUUUUUCAAUAAGAUAAAAUGGGAUCAACGCUUCAUGCGUGAAGGCAUCUUUCUGAACGGUCGUCAUGGGCAAUUGAUCACUCUAGAAAUUGCGCCAAAACCCGAUAUGCAAAUUUUUCCCAAUGAUAAGACGCUAACACUCACCAAACAACAUUUAACCCUCUUUUAAAAAUAACUUUUCAUCAUAUUUUUCAAGAGUGCAAUUGAGGUUCGCAGUAAAUACUAUCCAAUACGUUUAUGCGCAGCUUCGUGGCAAACUGUUGAGUUGUGCGCGAGCGUGAAGAGGUGGAGAGAGUGUGACAGCCGAAAAGGUUGUGUAGCUUACUAUCGCCAAGAGUAAGAUGACCUAAGAUGUUACUUUCAAGAGGCGGGAAUUAACUAUUUAAGUUUUAUUGGUCAAGACUUUUAUAAGAUUUGGUGGCUCCUAAAGGAGCCGUUUUUUUUGUUUCAGAAGGGUCUGUCUAACCACCGAAUCCGUACAGAGUGCGGCCUUGUCUCUUCAAAGCGUACACCACAUCCAUGGCUGUCACAGUCUUUCUCUUGGCGUGCUCGGUGUAUGUCACAGCAUCACGGAUCACGUUCUCAAGGAAGACUUUAAGAACACCACGGGUCUCCUCGUAGAUCAGGCCAGAGAUUCGCUUUACACCGCCUCGGCGAGCAAGACGACGGAUGGCUGGCUUGGUGAUACCUUGGAUGUUAUCACGAAGGAUUUUUCGGUGACGCUUCGCGCCUCCUUUACCGAGACCUUUACCUCCUUUACCGCGACCAGACAUGUCAGUGGAUUCAACUAGAACUGAAAUAUGUUACUGCUGUAAACCAUGGGUUUAUAUACACAGACGGAUGACCUCGUAGAAAACAAGACAUCCAUGAGUAUUCUCAUUGGUUAAGAGCUUGUAUAUAGAUACAGUUUUAUUACCAUACAUUACAAUAAAUCCACACUAGAAGCACAAGACUUACUUUAUGGAAAACAGAAUUGUUCUUUUCCACUGGUAAUUCCAAAAUCAAAUCUCAAGUAACAAAUGUUCCAAAAUAUUUUGUCAUUUGUAAGUCUUAUGUCAGGAUAGUAUGAAUAAAGCUGGAAAAAAAUACAUCAUCAUCAUUUGGAUCCAAAUGCGACCACAGAUCUGUGAAAUUAUUCAGGGUUGCUGGAUUUAGCCAAUCAAACAUCUUAAUUUUUGAACCAAUCAGAAAGAAGCCCGCCAGAUAUAAAUAUAUUACUCUUCAAACUUCGGUUAUCUUUCUCGAAACCGUUGGAAACAUGGCUCGUACCAAGCAAACUGCACGAAAAUCAACUGGUGGAAAAGCUCCACGAAAACAGCUCGCCACUAAGGCAGCUCGUAAGAGCGCUCCUGCUACUGGUGGAGUCAAGAAACCUCAUCGUUACAGGCCUGGUACGGUCGCUCUUCGUGAGAUCCGUCGUUACCAGAAAUCCACCGAGCUGUUGAUCCGCAAGCUGCCCUUCCAGCGUCUUGUGCGAGAAAUCGCUCAAGAUUUCAAGACAGAUCUGCGUUUCCAAAGCUCGGCUGUGAUGGCCCUUCAAGAAGCUAGCGAGGCUUACCUUGUUGGUCUGUUUGAAGACACCAACUUGUGCGCCAUCCACGCCAAGCGUGUCACGAUCAUGCCUAAGGACAUUCAGUUGGCCCGCCGAAUCCGCGGAGAACGAGCUUAAGUGAAGAACUUCCACAAAACAAACGGCUCCUAUAGGAGCCACCACAUGAAUAAAAGCAAUGACCAAUAAAGUUUAUAAAAUAUAGGCAACAACUGAUAUCGAAGGGUCAGAUAUGCUUUGCUCGUAAAUUUGGAUAUAGGAUGCUUAUGAGCGUCACCUCUGAAAUUACAAAAUUAUAAUGAAAGUUUCAUCUUGUUCACUAUGAUAAAUAAUAGCUUAAAAGAUUUCCUUAGACUUCUCUUCCAUCAACAGGUGAUACAUGCCAAGAAUUAAAGGCUUACAAAGGUCGAGAGAAGUUCAUAACACAAGCUUCCUGUUUCAAAUCUCUAAAGCGUAAGAAAGAAAAACAGGCACACUUUUAACAGUAUUCAGGGUGCACUAUUUAUCUCUUGAACAUCAAAGAAAUUUUAAGAAGUUCAGUCGAUAAGCCGGCGAUAUCUUCGAUGCUCUGACUAUAAGCAGGUAGCAUAAUGGCCAAAAUUAUGCCGGCAUAUAUAAUUUAUAUGACCCUGCUUACGAGACCUGAAAUUGCUACAUUCAAUGGAAAAAAAAGUCGAUCAUAGUCACAUUUGCCAUGCAAUAACCGUCAAUAUCUAGAUUACUUGGAAUGUGCUUCAAAACCCAUUAUUUUAAAAGUUGUCCGCCUGGAGAAUUCAAUCACUGUUCACGCUCUAACGGAAUAUGCUCUACUGCCAAAACUAGCCGCCUAGCUAACAAAAACUGUCACAAAAAGCCGAGGAGUCCGCGAGAUUGAAGCGGUUAAUUCAGGGCUCUCCUCGAGUCUAUAAAGGAUUGUCUUCAACAUGUAGUUUAUUAACGAACACCUCAGCUACUACUGUUUAUAUUCGUGAGAAAUAUAAAUGCGAAAAGAAAUAUAGCAUUCGCGAUAAAUCUUUCUCUCGGUUCUUACUCCCUUGUGGCAAAAUUGACUCACGUACGUAGGAAGAUUUUGCGCGCAUUUUGCCUUGAAUAACGAACGAGUAGAAUUUUCAACCUUGUGGCUUUUAAUUAUCCAAUGUUUUUUCUCUGUUGUAAGAUCGUAAAUUUUAUAGUUAUAGCUGAGUCGAUCGAUGGGCAUAUUAAAGUUUACUUAGGUUUUUCGUAUUCAGAGGCCAUGUGUUGUGGGAUUGUGUUUGGCUUCGAAAUAGUCGUAACUUCUUGAAAUCUUGCUGUGGUCGCUUCAGUUCCCAACUUAUUUCUUUUAAUUUCUCAAACUUUCCAAAAUUACAUAUUUUCACUGUUUUAGUUCAGGACUUAACAGCGAAUAAAUCACUGAGACGCGAACACAAUAAGAGAGAGCGACAUGAUGGCCGAUUGAUAAACUUAAAUAGUGAAGUUAAUUCAGACGAACAGAUCGGUCCUGGCACGCCAAUUCUCCAAAAUUCAUAGCAUUUUACAAGAAAUCCUUCAUGUAGUUUCCUCAAUGAAUCAAAUAAACCCAAAAUUUCCCUGUUUUCUCAUUUCAUUUUGAAUAGUUGGUUGGAUAUGAAAAUCUUUCACGCGGAAAACAGAGGCAAAGAGAAGACUGAUCUGUCUUUGUCUUUGUUGUUCAUAUAUAAAUGCCAUUUAUCCAUGGGAAAUUGUAGAUCAGUGCAAUUUAAGGGUAAAAAUUGAUUGUAAGGGAGUUCUUCUUUCUUAAAAUGAUCUAUUUUAUGGAAAACAACGCUCAAUACGGAUGUUAUUUGACUCUAUUAACGAAAUGUUUUCAAAAAUCUUCGUGUUGUUGUACUUUUUUCGCUGAAAAUAACAUACUUAGCGGGUCUUUAAUGAAAUAUGUUUAACACGAACUUCUUAAAUGGAUAUAAAAGUUAUCUUUUUAAGAUCGUGAUUACAAUAAUAACGAUAAAAUACCAUCCCAUGGACCAAAACGUGAAGUGAACUAGCACAAAAUUACACGACGCCAUGUUGUUCGCAUUUGUUUUCUCGGCGGUCCGCAUUUAGCGCAUAUAGAUCGCGGCGAACCUCUAUCGGUCAUCGAUUUACUAGUAUUACUGAGACACUCGAUUCGAAACCAUGUCCGAGGCAAAGACGAAGAAGCCGGCCGAGAAAAAGCCUGCCGAACAUCCACCUUAUAUAGAUAUGAUCAAAGCUGCGAUCUUAGCGUUGAAAGAACGAAACGGUUCAUCGCGCCAAGCCAUCGAGAAGUAUAUCAAGGCUAACUACAAGGUUGGUGAGAUCGGUCCACACCUGAAGAUGGCUUUGAAGAGGGGUGCUGCUAGUGGAAAGCUUCUUCACACUAAAGGAGUCGGUGCUUCUGGUUCUUUCAAGCUACCAAAGGAAGAGAAGAAGCCGAAGAAAAAGCCAGCUGCAAAGAAGAAGCCUGCUGCCAAACCAAAGAAGCCCGCCGCUAAGAAAGCAGCAAAGAAACCAGCGGCGAAGAAGGUUGCAAAGAAACCCGCGGCCAAAAAGGCAGCGGCGAAGAAACCUGCAGCUAAAAAGCCAGCAGCGAAGAAACCAGCCGCUAAAAAACCAGCUGCUAAAAAGCCCGCAGCAAAGAAGCCUGCAGCAAAGAAGCCCGCAGCUAAAAAGCCCGCCAAAAAGGCAGUGAAAUCUCCAAAGAAGUCCGCCAAGAAGUAG
This is a messenger RNA of Pocillopora meandrina, 5857 nucleotides long. NCBI's taxonomy places the organism in Eukaryota, Metazoa, Cnidaria, Anthozoa, Scleractinia, Pocilloporidae. The record is from the annotation of a GenBank genome assembly.